Naegleria fowleri is the source of this 2685-nucleotide messenger RNA. RefSeq lists its product as uncharacterized. Lineage: Eukaryota; Heterolobosea; Eutetramitea; Acrasida; Naegleriidae. Gene Ontology annotation, cellular component: membrane. Gene Ontology annotation, molecular function: NAADP-sensitive calcium-release channel activity. Gene Ontology annotation, biological process: transmembrane transport; monoatomic ion transport. The record is from RefSeq and is a predicted model, not a curated record. The coding region runs from base 1 to 2685 and encodes 894 amino acids. The transcript is spliced from 2 exons.
AUGCAACUCACAAAGAAGAUUAAAAAGAGCAAUCUCUACCGAAAGUUGGUACCCAAGAUUCCGAUUAGAGAAGAGCUCCGAUUGAGUGCUUGGCAGAAAUUCAUAAAGUACCGACGUUUCCCGUUCAAAUUUUGCACCCAUAUGCUACUACUAAUUCUAGUAACGACUCAACUCUUUUUAUUUGCUGGAAAUAGAGAGGAUUACCUUUCUAAUGCAGGAAAAAUCAUUGCUAAUAAUUUUCUACCUCAAGGAUAUCUUUCUUUAAAGGAUGCCAAAACAGGAUUUAAUACUUUUUAUUUCGAUGAUUGUGAGGACAUUGUGAAUCACAUUGGAUGGACUGUGAAACAAUAUUAUGAUUUGAAAGAACGAGCUCCGACGUAUUUAGAAUUUGCAGCGAGGGAUGGAAGUGGUUCAUUUGUGUUAGGCAAUGCUAAAUCUGCUCGCUCGAAUUCCAAAUUUCAUGUGGAGAAAUUGGUUAUUGAUAAUAGCAAAUCAAAAAGUAAUGAGGAAAAAAGACAAUUAGCCCUCCAACAAUUAAUUGAGUCUAGAAAUCAUGCAACAGCAGCCUUGAUGAACACAAAACUAAAUUAUUCCUCUCCCAUAGAAAUGACAAUCACAAGAUAUCAAAACAUUUCAUACCCUAUUGAUGACUAUGUGAAGAAAUUGAACAAGGAUGUAGUUACUUCAACAUUUUUUCUCUCCAAAAACGAUACUUAUGGACCCUUUGAGAAAUAUGUCAAAGCAAGUGAGGAGACACCUCAAAAAACAUCUGCCUCUGACCAAGCCAUAAUUAUUGACAGAGAGGGACUACAAAAGUACAUGUUCAGUUUUACAGAAAUGACUUUGAAAUUUACUUACAAAAAUGUUUACACGAAAGGUAUUUUCCCAGAGUUACUGAUUUGGGAUAUUACAUUGAAUUAUGAUUUUGCAACAGGAGCAGGAAUAGUUCCUGUUACUUUGAGUUAUGAUGUUGGCCUAGGUGCAGAAACAUCAAAAGAUAUUUCAAUUUCUGUUCUAUCAUCUCCAUUGACCUGGAUUUCCUUGCUCAUUGUAAUCUUCUCUCUGUUUUCCUUGUUCUUAAUUGCGCGUGCGAUCUACAGAUCAUUUAAGUUUAUUAGAAAAGCCAUGAAAAAGGAUAGAAGUAUUUUCCAAUUGGUUUACCAAGAAAGUAACGAUAACUUGGACGAACCACAAAAUGAGCCACUCGUCAACGAAUCUACUCCUUUAAUUGGCAUUAAUUCGACACCACCAACAAAACCUGUUGAAGUCAAACCUUCAUUAUUGAAACGAUAUGACAACGACAUUUUUAAUGACAGUUUUACAGGAAGUGCUGUUAGCGGCAUGACUUUCACAAGUCAGUACUAUCAACAAAUGUUGGAGCAACACAAAUCCGAAUUACAUGAGUUACAAGAGGAAGAUGAAAAAGACGUUCAAGAUUCUUUGUUAAAAACCACCACUCCGAAACACAGUCCUGGAAUUCCAAGUCGAAUUGUCACUGGAGAGAUUGGUAAACCAAGUGCAGAACAAAUUGCGGAAGCCUCUCAAAAAAUGGGAAUGAAUUUCAAACCAGACCUAAAGCACAAGCUUAAAUUCUUUAAUCCUUGGCAUAUUCUGGGAAUUAUAUCCAACAUACUUUGCAUUGUUUCAAGCGCCAUGGUCUUUGCAAACGUAGCCUAUCAAUAUUUUUCAUUGGAUGCAACGAAUAUUCUACUUGGAUUGAGUUCAAUUUUUGUAUGGGCAAACAUUGUUCAAUACCUUUCGCAUAGUCCUAAAUUUUAUGUGCUUAUCAAGGCCCUUAGAAAAGGUUUACCAAAUAUUGGAAGAUUCAUCAUUGGUGCCGCACCAUUACUGAUUGGUUACGCUCUUUGUGGUAUGGUAUUGUUUGGCUCUUACACGUCAAAUUUUCAAGGAUUCCAAAAUUCCAUUGUCACCUUGUUUUCGGCUGCCAAUGGAGACAGUCUUAUUGAUGUUUUUUCAUCUCUCUACGGUCAAAAUAUUGUUAUUGCCUAUUUCUCUAGAAUUUAUUUAAUUACCUUUGUUUGCCUCUUCACUUAUAGCGUUAUUAACAUUUUCAUUCUCAUCAUGGAAGAUGCUUAUUUCAGCGUGAAAGAGAGCAACAUGAAAAAGGAUGCUGCAGAGGCAGCAGCUAAAGCGAUCCAAGAGUUCAAACAAAGUCAUGCAAAACAAGGCGAUCACCAUAAUGAUGAAGACAAUAGCACUAAUGUUGGACAUCAAUCAGAUACCAUGAGCAAAAGUUUCAAAAUUACUCCUCAUCAACAGGCAGAAGAUGUCGACGAGGAUAUGGAACGCCUUCAACAAGAGAGAUCCAAGAUUGACGAAUUGAUCAACUUAUUGAGCGAACUAAGAAGUGGACAACUUCUUGGUGAUCCAGACGAACAAGAUCCUCAAACAAUAAUCCAACAAAAGAGACUGAGUGAAAAACUUACUCGACUGCUCGUCACUCGAAACUUGAAGAAAAUAAGACGAAAGAAGAGUACUAGUGGAGAAGAGCCUUUCAAAACUGUUCUCAGCAGUUCAUUCAGAAAGGAACCAACAGGAGACGAGCCAAAAAAGAAGAAGGAAACAAAGUUCAAUUUGGAUCUCAAUGAAUCCAUUGACGAUGUUUCCAUUAUUGAAGGAGAUGAUGACGAUGAUCUGGGCUCUCCCCCAACACCAAGAAAUUAA